Penicillium roqueforti is the source of this 414-nucleotide messenger RNA. RefSeq lists its product as uncharacterized. Bases 1 to 414 code for a protein of 137 amino acids. NCBI's taxonomy places the organism in Eukaryota, Fungi, Ascomycota, Eurotiomycetes, Eurotiales, Aspergillaceae. The record is from RefSeq and is a predicted model, not a curated record. The transcript has 5 exons.
AUGCGCGCGAUCGCGUUUCAUAACCCGAUCGACCAGUGUUCGUGCGUGGAGCCUGAGAGGCGCAUUCUGACACCAACACCCAAGCCUUAUCUGUCGCAGGUCGAGGCUGUUAGCACCGCCCGAAUCUACGCUGGACGUGGCAGAGAAAGUCUCAGAGUUGCCCGACAUAUAGUUGAGGCACCCCCCGGCACCGCUGCAUCACAGCCCAACCACGUUACACCCGACAGUGGGCGUAACAAUCUUGCACAAAAGAGUCAAAACCCUCCACAAGCAGUUCGGGAUUAUUCUCGACAAGAGGUUGACCAAAGAGCUUCUGUUACGAAAACACAGUAUUAUAUAGGUUGUUCAGAACGCGCGGGCAGUUUUGAGACUAUUCGUCGAAUCAUCAGCCGUCUACCCCAGCACCUGUGUUGA